AUGAGAAAAGGAGCAGCAGCUGUGAGGGCUAUUUGCGAACAAAUCACACUCGUGCAAGCUGAUGCACUGUAUAGUGCCCCCAAAGAACUUCAUACUAAGGCAUGGAUUUCCCUUCUCUCCUCUUUAUUACUGUGCUGUCAAGAAUACUUGAUCGACGAAGGAGAGCCGGCUUCAUUCAAAUUGAUCUGUAAGAUCUGUCGAAUCCUAGCUCUAAUCGCAUGCGAUGAGAAAUCAUCGGUUGGACGUGGUAUUUUACGGCAGGAGGAUGUCUUAGGAUUGUUGAAGGCUGCGCUCGAUGCCAGAGCCGCUGACUGGACAAUUCAGGUCGCUAGCAGAUUGGUAGCACAUCUAAGAGUGAUGCGGCAGAAUUCUUUGGCUCCUAAAAACCUUCUGGAGAAUCGCAAGGCAGCCCAGCGGGCAGAGAAUGGGGACGUGAUAUUAUACGUGGAUAAGUGGGGUUGGACACUAAAGUCGUUCGACGAUGAUGGAGUGGAGGAUGAUGUCGUGCUUGCAAACAAUCGUAUCUACUGCUGGAAGCGUGUUGUUGAAGAGAACAAAACGAUGGCCAGUACGUGUUCUCUCCCUCCCUACAUUCAUAUUGACAGAGAAGCUUUCACAGCCCUGCUGCGUCCGGAUUCUGCUAAACAAGUCGUCCGAGCAAUUCAAAUUCGAUGUCCAGAGGAGCAAGCUGAGGAGUUUGAGAAUAUUGUGAAGCUUCGUUUGGCAGGAAAGUCCGUCAUAUGUGGAGGUCUCAGACAACUUCCGCAUCGAAAGAGAUCGUCUCAAGGUGAAGCCGGUACGUUGGUCACCCCUCGAGCCAAGGCUUACGGUUCAGCUACCCCUCUCCCGGCGAACGCUUCACAGGUAUCAGUUUCAAACAAAGCGCCUGAGCGAGCCAACAUGUCCUCUAUCCAGUCGGCGAGCCAACGCCUGCUAGGAGACGAUCAUACAAAUCUGUCGUCGCCCACGGUUGUAAUCAAGAAAAGGGAUUCUCGCCAACGGUCACACACUCCCGCACCUUCUUCCUUCCGCGGACGUUCCCAAAGUCAGGCAGAAUUGGAAGCACAACGUGCGUCUAAUGCUCUAGAUGACGAAGAGCUCUCAUCGAUGUCUGAUGUAGGCGACACGUCUUCUCCUACCUCGCAUGCCUCCGUAGGUUCGCGGGAUCCUCAGGAGAUAUCCAACCCUCCCCAAGCAAAUCAAGCUGUCCCCAGCGGUCCAGAGGUCCCACCGACUUUCGUACCAAAUCGACGUUCUAAAGUCCAGCCAAGCUCACCCUCCAUUUCUUCAGAUAAACCUGUUACUCGAUCUCGCCCUCCGUCGGCACGCCGUACGAAAGGGCCUCUACCAGUAAUCAAGGAAGUUAUGAUAGCCAAAGAUCGUAGCCCUUCUGCAGUCGAUGAGCCACAAGCUGUGGAUCAGAACCGAGUGGUCCAAGUCCCUUCGACCGCUAUGAGCGCUGACAGUAUCCACACGGCAGAUACAGCAAUCGCUGUCGAGGCGUCGAGAGUCAAGGACGAUGAUCCGCCGGCCAGAGCGGCGGAGAACAUCAACGAGGAGGAGCUUGAAGAUACGGAUGGGACUGUCGUAGAGACUCCCCUACCUAUUCCCUCCCAGCGACUUCCCCAAGUGCUGAUCACAGCUACUGCCCGAUCAAAUCGAACAUAUAAGAAAGCGCCUAGCAAGGGCCCAUCGACCCGCGAAAGCGAAACAGAGACGGAUGGAUCUGCGACUGAGGGACAAGUAGUAGUAGCUUCCGAUAGUGAAGAGGAAAGCCCAGAAUGGACUCCCAGGAGACGCUCUCCGCCUCGGAAAGGUUUCAAACCUUUACUCCCUCGAGACGUCUCAAUGAAGGUGGCUCCUAAGCCUAAAAAGGAGCUACCAAAGAAAUCGUCCGCGGCUUCCACUGCUCAUGGGAAACGUCCAGACAAACGUCAAGCUGCAAAUACCUCGAAGCAGUCCGUAGUGGAUUCCCACGUCCACCCAGCGACUACCGACGGGCAGUCUUCGGAGGACAAUUCGUCACAUGACGGCGAGACGACCGACCGGCUCAUCGACAAAUCAAAGGCAGGUAGUGCCUCUCAGCGGAAAAGCAGACCAUCUUUAUUGGAGCGAGGUCGUCCCGAUAAUGAGAUACCAUUACCAGCCUCGAGACCAGCGUCCAUCACGACAAAAUCUCGACGGGUCAAAGACGUCAAUGUUGGUGAUACAGGACACUCGACUCAUGUCACUCAUGGACCAGUCGUACAUCCUCCACCUACCCCAGCAGACGAUCAAGUAGAAGACACCCCCACUAUCUUCAGCAAGCCUCGAAUGCAAGAGGUCGAAGACAGCACAUCCAACGACAAUAGUGAAGCGCAAUCGGCAACUAGCGGUCGCAAGGGACCUGGACGGCCUUCAAUCGCGGUAAUGAAGGAAGAUGGUGAGAAAGAAUCGUCCCCGAUCUCCGAACCCACCACCGAUAUUGGGGUUCUCCCAGAUUUCGUAGACGAGGAUACGGGUCCUUCCUCACCUAAGUCCACACGUAUCGGUAACAAAAGAUCUAAAGAAGCUUCGCCCUACGCGGAAAGCAGCGAGCAAGAGGAACAACACUCUCCCCAAAGGUCCAAAAAACGGCGCGUCACUCUUCAGGACCGCAGGACGAAAGCUGUCCGACCUGUUGUGGAGCUUCGAACUCGUCAACCGCCGAAGUCGAAACCAGUCGCGCUUGCAGCCUCGAACUCGUCCCGGAAAGCCGGUCCAAACUCGAAGUCCAGAGAAGUACCAAUUCUCGAUCUGGCAUCGCCAACUCCGGUGGAACGAUCUCCCCAGCCCACACUUGAACCAGUGACACAGUACCAUGCGGAAAUAUCUGCUCCUGUACAUGAAGCAUCUGAAAUCGUGGCUGUGGUCAUACGGAAGGAAACAACGAUACCGUCUUUACCUUCAUCUCCGGUAGAAAUCCCUCUGGGAGAAAGUACACCGAUUUUCCACCCAGUCUUGACCACUCCAGAUGUUGAAAAGCCAUCGACCUACAAGAAAUCUGCCUCUAGUAAGGACACCAAAAUCUCUAAGAAGUCUCAGCUGCCUCGUCGUCAGUCUGCAGAUGAAGUCGAUGACGUUGGACAGGUGCUUCACCAGAUUGCUGAUUUCAUGUCGGAACAGCUUCGACGCAGGUCGAUGAGACUGCCGGUGAAGAAUGCAGCUGUCAGAGCUCAAUUGGCGCAGUUGGAGCUACAACACGUCAAUGAGGUUUUAGCUCAAAUACAUCCGAUCCACAAGCAUAUCUGGGCGUUGAUAUCUUCCCCGCAUGCUAUGGUCGAGGAAAUUAAACAAGAUUGUGCUCGCUUGCCAACCACUUUUGCAGAGCUGCAGAAAGUAUCAGCGAGUUGUGAAAAGAGCAUCAAACAGACUUUCAAAUUUACGAUUCCGGUAUUGUUCGAGGGAUUCCAUGAUAAGUUGAAUGUCAGCCAAUCCUAUGAAGUAUGCGAUGUGAAUAUAUCAGUACGAGUGAAGGAGAAUGAGAGGGAGUUGUAUAGGCGUCAAGGAUGGUAUUCCGAGGCAAGCGACACGCAUCGAAGCACAGCGGCAUCCCGUCAAUUACUGGUCCUCGCUCGUAAAUGUAUACGGUAG
Molecule: messenger RNA, 3612 nt
Organism: Tremella mesenterica DSM 1558
Lineage: Eukaryota; Fungi; Basidiomycota; Tremellomycetes; Tremellales; Tremellaceae
Exons: 15
Coding region: 1-3612 (1203 amino acids)
Source: RefSeq, a predicted model, not a curated record